Messenger RNA from Xenopus tropicalis (tropical clawed frog), 530 nucleotides. RefSeq names its product NADH:ubiquinone oxidoreductase subunit A11 (gene ndufa11). Gene Ontology annotation, biological process: mitochondrial electron transport, NADH to ubiquinone. The transcript is spliced from 4 exons. Gene Ontology annotation, cellular component: respiratory chain complex I; mitochondrial inner membrane. Bases 45 to 455 code for a protein of 136 amino acids. The record is from RefSeq and is marked provisional. NCBI's taxonomy places the organism in Eukaryota, Metazoa, Chordata, Amphibia, Anura, Pipidae.
CGAUUACGUCACAUCUAGACAGUGUCCUUGUCGCCCUGGUAAAGAUGGGGUAUUGGGAUAUACCCGAUGGAACCGAAUGUGUGCAGAAGACAUGGCUGACAACGAAACUGGGGGCGGCACUGGGUUUGGUUGGCUCAGCAUAUCAUAUUGUUGCAUUUCAACCCAAGACAGCAUUGGAAGGAGUUCAGCGGGCAGCAAUGGGGACUGCCACAAUGGCCUCCUUGGGUGCAAUCUUUGGCAUUUCCACUUGUCUUAGUGCGCAGAUUCGUGAUAAGCCAGAGGACCCCCUCAAUUAUUUUAUAGGAGGUUGUGCAUCGGGUAUCUUUCUGGGUGUUAAAACUCAUAAUUAUAUGACUGGGACUACUGCAUGUCUUGCCCUUGGAACCAUUGCUACUUUAACAAAGAUUGGAAAGAAGGAAGGCUGGGUGUUCAUACCCUCUAAGCCUAAACUGUGACCGCUUUCCAUUACACCAUGGCAUCUUGUAUAAUAACUGUUUUCCUUGAUGUGAAAAAUAAAUAUAUAUUCUAAA